Messenger RNA from Prorocentrum cordatum, 723 nucleotides. The record is from the annotation of a GenBank genome assembly. NCBI's taxonomy places the organism in Eukaryota, Dinophyceae, Prorocentrales, Prorocentraceae.
AUGGCGGCUCUCGGCGCGCGGUGCGGCGUGCUGCGGCCGCUGGAGCCGGCCGAGGACGACAGCCUGGCCGCGUACGCGGUGGGCGGCGUGCCGACCGUGUACUACGUCCCGAACUGGAUCGAGGAGGGCCAGGAGGCGGAGCUGCUGUCCAUGGCGGACGCGGACAUGAGCGCUUGGGAGGACAUGGGCACCCGGGCCACGCAGGAGUGGGGCGCCGGCGACCGGUGCCCCUGCGGGCGCGGGCUGGAACGCGUGCCGUUGCCAGAGGUGUACCAGAACCUGGCGGAGGCGCUCCACCAGCUGGGGGUGUUCGACGGGGCCCUCUUCCCGAUGAACAGUGUGCGCAUCAACGCCUACUGGCCGGGCCAGGGCAUCCACCCGCACUGCGACGGCCCGGUUUACUACCCGAAGGUCGCUAUCCUCAGCCUCGGCUCUGCCUGCGUCUUCGACUUUUACCCCUGCGCGGGCAACGAGAAGACAAGCCUCGCGUGGGACGCGGAGAGAAACGUGCCCGGCGGGCACGUGGGCGGCGCCGAGCAGGUCAGCGUGCUCCUCGAGCCCCGUAGCCUGCUGGUCUUCGCGCGCGACGCCUUCUGGCACCACCGCCACGGGUUCAAGGCCGUGGCCGCCGACGCCGUGGGCGACACGUCUGCAACCUCCGCUGGCUGGGCGGGCGCGUCCGAGCGGGGGACGUCAUCCAGCGCGGGCGGCGGGUCUCGCUGA